GUUUGCUUAUUCUUUACUCCAUUCUCUUCCUUCACUGCUUCCUCCUUUUCAGUUUGUGGGACAAACUUCAGCUUUCCCUUCUCCAUUCCUUGUUGACUUGAGAACUUUACUUUUUCAUUAUCUCUUGCAAGAGCCACCACUUUCAUUUCAUCAUCUUUAACUUAAGCUUCAAUGGGCAAAUGUCAUCCUUUCCCUCCCCUGAAGUCUUUGUCCGGUAGAAUCAGAAGCAUGCUUUGCAAUUGUGGUUCAUCAAACAAGUACAAGAAGCUGGAUUCAAAGCUUGAAAGGAAAAUGAUUGAAAUGAAGAGAAGUUCAUCGGGAAAAUCUAAUGUCAAAUCAAUUGACAGCAUUAUCUUGAGGUUCCCUCAGUUCCGGGAUGGAUUCAGAAACCUCAAAGGCGUGUUCGAGCAGUAUGAUGAAGACUCCAAUGGAACUAUUGAUCGCGAGGAACUGAACAAAUGCUUGGAGAAACUGCAACUUCGGUUGACAAAAGAGGAGAUCGAGGAUUUGUUUCGUUCAUGUGAUAUCGACGGGAGUGAAGGGAUUCAAUUUAGCGAGUUUAUUGUGCUGCUAUGUCUCAGCUAUCUCCUAAUGAAACCUUCUUCCUCUCCUGAUAAUACAUUGAAGAUGGAUUCUCAGCAGCUUGAGGCCACUUUCGAUACCAUCAUUGAAGCGUUCCUGUUUCUUGAUAAGAAUGGUGAUGGAAAACUGAACAAGAAAGACAUGAUGAAGGCACUAAACGAAACUUCCCCGUGGGAACGAUCUCCUGCACGUGUUACUCAGACUAGAUUCAAAGAAAUGGACUGGGAUAAGAAUGGAAAAGUCAGCUUCAGAGAGUUCCUCUUUGCUUUUAUCAACUGGGUUGGGAUCGAAAGCGACGAUGAAGGAGAAAUACUGGACCCAGGAAGCUAAGAACACUCGAAGGCUCUGCAUGAUAAUCUGUAUGAGGUCAGAUUAAGAUUUGUUCAUAUAACUAAGACAUCCCAAACACUUGGUUAAACUGUUUUUGCUGUAUCAUGACAUAUAUAUCAUCACAGUUUUCUU
Hibiscus syriacus is the source of this 1044-nucleotide messenger RNA. RefSeq names its product probable calcium-binding protein CML22. Bases 172 to 912 code for a protein of 246 amino acids. The transcript is spliced from 5 exons. The record is from RefSeq and is a predicted model, not a curated record. NCBI's taxonomy places the organism in Eukaryota, Viridiplantae, Streptophyta, Magnoliopsida, Malvales, Malvaceae. Gene Ontology annotation, molecular function: calcium ion binding.